Polistes canadensis is the source of this 1410-nucleotide messenger RNA. Its product is annotated as venom acid phosphatase Acph-1-like. Gene Ontology annotation, biological process: dephosphorylation. Bases 40 to 1233 code for a protein of 397 amino acids. The record is from RefSeq and is a predicted model, not a curated record. Gene Ontology annotation, molecular function: phosphatase activity. NCBI's taxonomy places the organism in Eukaryota, Metazoa, Arthropoda, Insecta, Hymenoptera, Vespidae. The transcript is spliced from 7 exons.
AUACACAUACAAGUUUCUACAUUGAAGUUCUAGGUCAUCAUGCAAGAGACAAGAUCACGUUCAAGAUUCGAUACGAGGACUGCACUAAUCGUAUUAAUCCUAUCUACAUUAUUAUAUCAUUCUUAUUAUUUUAUAUAUAAACCCAACGAAUUUAGUUUGGAACUCGUACAAGUGUUAUUCAGACAUGGAGAACGAGCGCCACUUGCUAAAGAAAUGUAUCCCAACGAUCCUCACCAUGGGUCUUCUUACGAACCAUGGGGGGUCGCUCAGUUGACAAAUGAAGGAAAAAUGCGUGAAUAUUCGAUCGGGAAAAUGUUGAGGCAACGCUAUAAUGAUUUCUUGGGCGAUUUAUAUCAUCCUAAAGACGUAUACGCUCGUAGCACGGAUAUCGAUCGGACUAAAAUGUCCCUGCAAUUGGUUUUAGCAGGUCUUUAUCCACCAUCGGAUAAACAGAACUGGAACCCGGAUUUACCAUGGUUAGCUAUUCCUACGCAUUAUGCACCAGAAAGAGUGGAUAAUUUGUUGAGGCCUCAAGCUUGUCCAAUGUACGAAGAAGCUUUAGAAGAAGUAAGGCAAUUAAAAGAAAUACGCGAUAAAAGUGAAGUUUAUACGGAUGUAUUAAAAUAUCUUACAAACGAAACUGGUAUGAAUGUUAAAACUCUCACUGCGGCUUACGAAAUUUUUAAUUUAUUGGCAGCACAGAAAGCUAUGAAUCUAACGUUGCCAGAAUGGUGUACCGAGAAUAUUUAUAAAAAGAUGGAGGAUAUCGUGUUUCUCGAAUAUGAGAUUCGUUCGUAUACAGCGACAUUAAAACGUUUAACCGGUGGCAUGUUGAUCAGACAAUUUAUAGAAAAUAUGAAUAUAACGAGAAAUAAACGAGAGAAUCCUCGGAAAAUUUAUCUUUAUAGCGGCCAUGAGAUUAAUAUAGCAGCUUUUACGAGAGCACACGAUAUUCAUAUACCCAAGUUACCUAGUUAUGGAUCAACGAUUAUAGUAGAAAAAUUACGUAAUAUCGAAGGAAAACUUUUUAUUAAGAUGCUUUUGUGGACUGGCGUGAGCGAGCAAUUAAUUACGCUUAAACUUAAAAACUGUGAUGAAAUUUGCCCAAUAGAUACAUAUCUAGAUAUAGUGAAAGACGUAAUUCCUUCUGACGAUGACAUAAAUUGCUAUUGGGAUACGAUAUCAAAAGAAGAAUUGAAAAAUCUAUUUGUCGAGAAAAUAUAUCUUAAUUAAUGAACAUCAUUUUGUGCCAAUUAAAAUGAUUUCAUCGCAUUGCAAUAUUAUUAAUUAAGAAAGAACAUCCAAUUCUUAAUGUUAGUUUAUUCAUUAUUGAUUAUUAAUUCCAUUAAAUAUUUUGUAGUUAUUUAUUUUAAACUGUUAAUCGAGAUUAAUAUUAUACAAUUUUAAAAA